Molecule: messenger RNA, 3180 nt
Organism: Rhineura floridana
Lineage: Eukaryota; Metazoa; Chordata; Lepidosauria; Squamata; Rhineuridae
Gene: GCNT2
Product: glucosaminyl (N-acetyl) transferase 2 (I blood group)
Exons: 3
Coding region: 456-1694 (412 amino acids)
Biological process (GO): transforming growth factor beta receptor signaling pathway
Cellular component (GO): membrane
Molecular function (GO): acetylglucosaminyltransferase activity
Source: RefSeq, a predicted model, not a curated record
CGGCCUCGCCAGCCAAUCACACGGCCGGGAGCUGCCCCGUACUUUCAUAUGCAAAGAAGCCUGGUCCCUGAAGGCGGGGCUGAGGCGCGGAACUUUGGGGGACCCUGAAGAGUUGGAGAGGAGUCCAGCCUUGGAGCCGGGAGAGGGUGCGGCGCGGGUUAGGUCCUUGCCCCUCUCGGGCUGAUGGAACGCUCGGUUUGCAUCGCUUGCAGCCAGUAGGGAGAGGCAGCCAAGCUGCUUGCUUAGCAACCGGCUGAGCGAACAAAAAAGCCCAUCCCUUGGAGACCUUGGGGCGGUGAGCAUGCGGAAACCCCGGUGCAGUGCAGAAAAGGCGCCCAGCUGAGAAGCGCCGGGCUGCAUGCAGCACUCGGGGGGCUGCAGUCGCCGGCACCAACGGGAGCGUGUUUCUCCGCAGGAACGAAGGCGCCUUCGUUGUUCUUCUUUCCCAAACGACGAUGCUGCUUCGGAAGCUUUCGUACGUGCUUGCCAUCCUUUUUCUGAGUGGCCUAACGGCGUUGCUGAUUUUUCUCCGUGGUCAGCCGGAGCCUCCCGUCUCCCGAGGGGCUCGACACCGGGAGCAGCCGGCGAAGACGUCCCGGGGAGAAGGCGAUUUCUUCCGCAAAACUUGCGAUGCUCUGGCGAACGGGAGGAACGCCUUCGUCUGGGGCAACCAUCUCUGGACGGCCUUCGAGAACUCAUCCGCUUGCCCCGAUUACGUGGUGGGCAGCCACUACCUCACGAGAUCCCUCUCUGCUGAAGAAGUCGCCUUCCCCUUGGCCUACGUCAUUACCCUCCACAAAGAGUUCGGUACUUUUGAAAGGGGCUUCCGGGCUCUUUACGCGCCCCACAACGUGUACUGCAUCCACGUGGACGAGAAGGUGCCUCUCGAGUACAAGCGAGAUGUGGCGAAAUUGGUCGAGUGCUUCCCCAAUGCUUUCCUCGUGUCGAAAGCAGAGCCGGUCAUUUAUGCGGGGAUCUCCAGGCUUCAGGCCGAUUUGAACUGUAUGAAGGACCUCCUGCGAUCGGGGAUCCGGUGGAAGUAUGUUCUCAACAUGUGCGGACAAGACUUCCCCUUGAAAAGCAACAGGGAAAUUGUCCUGCACCUGAAAGGCUUCAAAGGGAAAAAUAUCACCCCUGGCAUCCUUCCUCCGGAACCUAUUACUGUAAGGACCAAAUAUGUUUACAGGGAACACAUAGACAAAGAGGCUUCUUACAUGAAAAAGACCAAGAUCCGCAAAUCACCUCCACCCCACAAUCUGACCAUUUACUUUGGCUCUGCCUAUAUUGCCCUAACAAGGCCCUUUGUGGAGUUUCUUUUCAAUGACAAAAGGGCUCUUGAUUUGCUGGAAUGGUCCAAGGACACCUACAGUCCAGAUGAACAUUACUGGGUGACGCUCAAUAGGAUACCAGGUGUCCCUGGCUCCAUGCCAGAUGCUAGAUGGGAAGGUGACCUGAGAGCUGUGAAGUGGAGCAAUGACGAAAAGAAUCAUGGAGGAUGUCAUGGUCAUUAUGUCAGAGGAAUUUGUAUUUAUGGAACUGGUGACCUGAAGUGGUUGCUGAAUGCAAAAAGCCUUUUUGCUAACAAAUUUGAACUCAGAACAUACCCACCAACUGUGGAAUGCCUGGAACUGAACAUUCGGGAGAGAGCAUUGAAUCAAAGUGAGAUACCAGUGGAACCAAGUUGGUACCUUUAGGGAAAAAUAUGGUUUACUUUUUAUGUUGGUGAACAAAAACAAUAAUGGAGAAUCAGCAUUCUGGAAGGACCAUUUCACCUUGAAGCUGUGCUUCUUUAGGAUAUUCAGUACGGGUAGUUUUUAUAAUAUCUUGAACACCUUUGCACUAAGGGAGAUAUAAGAAUUCAGGGCGAUCUGUAUAUUGAGUUUUCUUGAUAUUUUUAAGAAUUGCAUCCCAUUUUGGAGCAGGGUUAUCCAUCCCCACCUGUAAAAGUGCACGGGUAUUAUUUGUUAAUACUUUGGGAACUGGCUCUGAUUCACUCAAAGAAAGACAGUGAAUUCGGAGAGAAAGAUGGUGAACUCGGAUGUCAAGUUGGUUGAGCAAGAUCUUGACCUUCGUUAGUCAGGCCUUGCUGUGUGAUAAUUCAGAUCCAUGGAUUAAAAUUGACUACAUCUCAUCAGAAGAUCUCUUGAUGGAACUUCAUCUUCACCUUUGGACUCAAAGCGCUAGUUGGACAACUCAUAUCAGCUUCUACCAUCCUGCACGUAAGCAUUGUGUUUGAUACAGAAUAGACCACAGCAAGCAAUUCAGAAACUGAAUUCAUGGACCUUCAAGGUUCUCUCACUAUCUGUUGUGGACGGAGAAAGGCCGCAACAUGCUAUCUGAGAUUUAUCUCCCCUGUUUAAACAAUGGAAAGUAUCACAUGUAUGGCUAGGUAGUGUGGGAAAUCUGAAUCACAGUCCAAGAGAUUAAGUAGGAGAGUGAAACAGAGACUCUGGUGGUGGUGGGAUGCUUCUAUUGAACCAGGUGCAUGUUUGCACUUGCCACAUUUGGCUUGGCUGUUUAAUGAUUCUAGAAAUGAAGAAAAGAGGGUACAUCAAUGGUGCCCAGUACGUAGUUAAUUAGGGCCCAACUUUUUUUGUGGAAAGAGAAUCUUCCCUGGGAUCGAUGAGACCAGUUUCUUCAUUGGAACUGAGCUUAAGCAGGCUUGCACAGCAUCUGAUAAAGUGAAGCAGGAAGGUCAUUUCCAUUCUUCUUUCAAAAAUGUUUCUGCACAGUUUAAAUCUCCAUCUCCUAUGAUUUGGAAACAGAAAAGGUGAUAACAAGAUGUGCUUCAAAAUCUUGAGGAGGAAAAAGAAAUAUCCCAGAGUAAUUUAUCUCCAGAUUUUACCAUUUUGAAGGCCAUUUUUAGAACUUUUAUUGGGGGGGGGAGGAGGAGAGAGAGAGAAGCUGGAGUUCUGCACAGAAAGAUUUUAUCAAUGCACAGUGUUCACCAGAUCUCCUGAAUGCAUGACAACUGUAUGUUUAAAAAUGCAAGUUGAUGGAUUUGUUAAUAAAACAUGCGUAUUUACAGCUCACGAUACAUUUCUAGCAAAGCUCUUGCUGUAAAACAUAUUCCCUAUGUCUCAGAUAUGGUCUGUAUACUGCUGUACUUUUAACUGAAUUGGAAGCAUCAUUUUUCCCACUGAGGAAGCACAUUUGCACAUACCAAGGAUGGAAGGCUAU